This is a messenger RNA of Lingula anatina, 1717 nucleotides long. RefSeq lists its product as uncharacterized. The record is from RefSeq and is a predicted model, not a curated record. NCBI's taxonomy places the organism in Eukaryota, Metazoa, Brachiopoda, Lingulata, Lingulida, Lingulidae. Gene Ontology annotation, biological process: animal organ morphogenesis; tissue development.
AUGACAGUUCAAAUACAGUUGCUCCAGACCAGUCAGCAGACCCAGCAGAACAGCACAGACAGAGCCAACAGCCUCCAGGUCUUCAUGAGGGUCCUGGCCAGCAGGAAUGGUAACCUAGCAACCAGUGCAGAGGGCGCCAGGAGUGCCAUCACCCAGGCACAGGAGGCCAUGUUGCUUGCCCUGGGGAAUGUGAGCCAGUACCAGGAUAUAGUAAUGGACAGCCAGACACUGACCACCAGGGCGCAGCUACUGAAGGAGGAGGCAGAGGCGUUGAACUUUGAGGCUAACCAGGCAACUGCCAACAACCAGACAAUAGUGGCCCUGGUGAAGGAGGCGGAGCUGUACACGGCUGGCCUGACAGACAGGGUGGUCGCCCUCAGACAGCAGGCAGAGAACCUGCUGGCCCGCGCCAGGACGGCGUAUAACCUGACAGCCAGUGGGAAGGCACUGGAGGGGAAGACUUUUACUGAUGCACAGAGGAUGCUGCAGAUUAUGAGGGAGUUUGACGCUCAAGCUGCUGGUGUUUCAGCAGCGGCUAACAGGUCACUCCUAGAGGUCCAGAAGGUCAAGGCCCUGAGUGACCAGGCCAUCCAGAAUGCCGAGGUCCUGAGAUCAUCACUCCAGCCCACACAGGCCUUUGCACAGAAUGCCCGGACAACAGCAGAACAGGCCAAGAGUACAGCUCAGAGCCAGGAGCAGACUCUGGCUCCUGUGAGAAGCAAAGCUAUGGACCUGGAAACCCAUGCUAACAGCCAGCUCAAUAAUCUGCCUGCCACAUUCAGCAGAGUGGGGACAGCCAAUACCAGUCUGGUGCAGCCAGCAGUACAAGUGUGUCUAAACCUUUCGCCUCUUCUGCUCAACGUCCAGUCUCGCACCUCCACUGCCUAUCAGAGAGCUCAGUUGGCCUCGCAACGGACCAACACCACCAGGACGAGGCUAUCAAACAUACAGACCAACCUGAACAACAUUGCUAGUCUGAAUUUACAGCAGAUUGCGUCCCUGAAGGCGGAGAUUAGCCAGCGGAGAUCAGAGCUGAAUGCUGACGAGUUGCACCAGAUGGUGGCUGUGUUGUUACAGACUAGCAAGGACCAGAGGGCAUGGCUGGAGGAGGCCAAACUCAAGAGAAAUCAGAUGAGGGCACAGAUUGAAGAACUUAAGAAAUUUAGUGAGAUGAUAAGGACAACAUAAGAUUCAUUAAUCUUUAGAGUAACGAGGAAGUGUGAGCAGAAGCGAAGGAGUAGAUUUUAUGCUCCCUGAAUUAAUUGAAAUGAUAGUUGAAAUAAAGAGAAGGCAGAAUGAAUGAUUUAUUGGGAAUUUUAGAAUUUCAAGGAAAAUUCUUUUUUUUUUUUUGGAGAAUAUUCCCCUUUCCUCAAGUAAAAAAAGCUUUGAAAUUCUAUGUUUAUAGGGAAUCUAAGAGAAAUCGACUAAAAAUGCAAACAUCAACUAUUGCUAAAAUUUCACAUACUUACACAUUGUUGUUUUUCACCAUAACGAGUGACAAUCAAAAGAGAUGUAAAAUAUUUUGAUAUUUAUAUUGUAAAUAAAACAUUUACCACAGGAAUUUAUGAAAGUGAGAUAAUAUUUAAUGCUUCAUAUCACUAUGGAAUAUUAUGUUUCUGGUAUAGGUUUGGGUUUUGCUACACCCACUAUUUAUAUGUUAUCAUCCUGAAUUUUUUUAAUAGGGACUGCCUGUUUAUUUUAUUACCCUUUUUGUACA